Molecule: messenger RNA, 1871 nt
Organism: Thrips palmi
Lineage: Eukaryota; Metazoa; Arthropoda; Insecta; Thysanoptera; Thripidae
Exons: 3
Coding region: 101-1378 (425 amino acids)
Source: RefSeq, a predicted model, not a curated record
ACAGCAGUGCGUCAGUGUCAGUCCGCCGUCCGCUCCGUGCUUCGCCGUUCCGUGUUGUCCAGUCCCACCGUGCUUCGCCGCUCCGUGUUUAUCUCUCUCUAUGGAGACUCGGCGAGUGCCCGGCAAACUUGGGAAAGGGUUUACUUACACCAACGGAGAUGGAUAUUUCUUCAAAAUUAACGGUCGAAGGAACGGUAAUGUUUACAUGAAGUGUACGGAGUGCAACAUGCGCGGGAAACUGGAGGGAGAGCGUCUGAUUGUCAACGCCACUGGACUGCACAGUCAUCCACCAGACUAUGUGACAGAGAAAGUGCUGCUUCUCAAGCAAGAUUGCAAGGAAGAAGCGAAGAAAAUGCUGGGUGGCAAGAUUCAGAGCGUGUUUACUCAAGCCUGCGAUAGGGCUGAUGAGGGUGCGCGCUCAGAAAUCACCUUCGAGUCAUGUAGAUCGUCGAUGUACCGGGCUCGCUCUGAACAGCACCCGCCCGUUCCGCAGGACUUCGAGGAGUUUGAGUCGUCCCUUGUUGACCAACGGUACUCAGACAAGUAUGGCAAGUGUCCUGAUGGCUCUCUUAUGACCCGAGGCCUUGUGGGACCAUCAGGUCACAGGUCACUCGUAUUUACGAGUGAUUUGAUGCUCAAUAUUAUGGUGGCUGCUCUCUGGCUAUUUAUUGAUGGGACUUUUGCUAGUCGGCCUGACACGCCCCCAUCUCGUCAGCUGCUCGUGAUCUCAGCUUUGUAUCAGGGAAUGGUGAGGAACGAACUGAAAGUGGAAUUUAUUCGCAAACUUACGGUAACGUACGCUAACUUACGCAUCCUGUUUUUUUUACAGUUGUUCCCAGUGUGCUAUGCGCUCAUGGAAUCGAAGUCGGAGGUUGCAUAUCGUGCAUUGUUCGCAUUUGUGAAAGAUUUGGCGCCAUCUCUUGCACCGGAGAACAUUGUUACUGACUAUGAGGCUGCAUUCGUACCAGUGAUCAGAGACGUUUUCCCUUCUACUAUCCACCAGGGGUGCUGGUUCCAUUUCUGUCAGGCAUUACAUCGCCACUUGGGUUUCCUCGGGCUCAUCACUUUUGUGAAGCGCAACUUUAAUGCAUUGACAGUGAUCCGAAUGUGCUAUGUUCUUCCUCUUCUUCCUUCGAACAAAAUGAUCUUCGGUCUCAAUGCUAUUGAGUAUGUAGCUCAUAUGAACGGCAUUCUGGGAGAGCUGCAGCCGUUCCUGGAUUAUGUGCGUGAAACUUGGAUGGUCAGAAUCGGCACUGACCUUGUCAGUGUACACCGUUCCAAGCACAGAACGAACAACUUCUCUGAAUCAAGUCACAAGGCACUUCAGGAUCGGAUUGGAACAAUUCGCCCCGGAGUGUGGGACUUUGUCAGUAAGUAGUACCUGUCAUUAGUAUUGUCAUUGUCGUGCGUCAUCGUCCAUUUUCUUAUUCACAUGCACUGUGAUUGCAGAGGCCAUCAACUUCGAGUUGAUUCAGGCUCACUUGGAUGUGAUCCGUGUCCAGGGUGCCAAGCCAACUCGUAGAAACGAUACCCAGGACGGACAGGAUACCCAGGCUAACGAGGAUGUUCAGGACGUGUUGCAGCCACUGCCACUCCUCAUGCCACCAGGACACGUCGACUUCAGCACACGUCUCACACUAGAGACUGACCAGUUGUCGCAGGAUCUUUUCAGCACUCAGGAUUUUGUCACCGAACAUCCUCUUUCGCCUCUUUCCCCUCCUGUCCAGGAACGUGACCUCCAACGUGGCUCAGUCAGACGGGGUCCUGGUCGUCCUCGCCUGCGCCCUGCUGCGGUUGCACGAGCUCCUCCUUCGCCAACCGACGAACCAGAUGCUUCACCUGUCCGUGGAAGGCGCCGUGGAAGGCCGCGC